Molecule: messenger RNA, 3749 nt
Organism: Vitis riparia (riverbank grape)
Lineage: Eukaryota; Viridiplantae; Streptophyta; Magnoliopsida; Vitales; Vitaceae
Product: SUPPRESSOR OF ABI3-5
Exons: 16
Coding region: 283-3495 (1070 amino acids)
Biological process (GO): mRNA splicing, via spliceosome
Cellular component (GO): nucleus
Molecular function (GO): RNA binding
Source: RefSeq, a predicted model, not a curated record
UCCGCGACACUCUUCUCGUCCAUCAACUCCCUCCUCUCCUUCUCUCUUCUCUUUCUUCUGUAUUUGCCCUAACCUCUUUCGCUGAACAUAUCAACAUAUACUCUCAUCUCUAUCGCUUUUUACCCUCAUCCACAUUCUCCCUGGCGAACGGUGGACGAAGAAAGAGGACUCUGCGGUUCCAAAACCCUAGAAAUCAGAAAGGUUUCCAUACAUUCUGCUCCUGAAACUUCUGAAAGAUCAUCAAGAGCCUCGCAGGGGUAUUGCUGACGGGUCUGGCAAGAAAUGGAUCCAGGUCGCUAUGGUCUCCAGCAAGGAUGGGAUAAUAACAGCGCUUUGGAGGGGUAUGGAGCUGUUCAUGACGCAAACUUCCGGGUUGGUGGUUCAUAUGAUGAUAGGAGGUUCCUAGAUGAGCGGUUCUCAAGGGAUAAUGUCUAUCCAAGGAAUGCCUUCCAUCGAGAUAUACUAGAGAGAGAGAACUACCCCCCUCCUCCAUCUGCAGUUGGUCUUUGGCCUCAAACAAGAAGAAGAAGCUAUGAGGAGGAAUAUUCACUUGACAGGGAAUCUAGACGACAUGAGAAGCCAUACCUGGAUUCUUACCAUGAAAUGGAUACUUUUCGUGAAGCGGACAAGUACCAUGAAGUUGAUACAUUUCAAGAAUAUGAUAAGUUUCGGGAUGGCUAUCGUGGUAUUGACAACUACCGUGAUCAUGGAUUUGAUAGGCCUUCUAGGUUUGGGGCACGUGAUCGAGAUGAUCAUGCAUACGAUGAUUAUGACUAUCGAUCUCGUCUUUCUCAUCAAAAUAGGGAGGAUAGUCGUGAGAGGGACUAUGACUAUGGCAGACAUAGUUAUGAUUCUGAUUAUGAUAGAGGUAGUAGGAGAGACGGUAAUUGGAGGAGGCGUGAAUCACGUGACCGUGAGCGGGAUAAGAGAGGUUUGAGUCGAGAAAGAGAUCAGAGUCCGCAUAGAAAGCAUGAGCGUUCUAAGUCUCGUGGACGUGAAGAUCGCCCUAGGUCAAGGUCUCCUCGUGGUCGGAGCCAUGGUCGAAGUCAUCGAGAGGACAGCUAUGAUGAUGGUCGACAUGAAAGGAGUGAAAAACGAAGGGAUCGUGAAGAUAAACGUCAACAUGAACAUUAUUCUGUGGCCCCUUCUGCUACUGUUGUUGUGAAGGGUCUAUCACAGAAGACUACUGAGGAAGAUCUGUACCAGAUCCUUGCUGAAUGGGGACCCCUUCGGCAUGUUCGUGUGAUUAAAGAACGAAGUUCUGGCAUAUCUCGAGGAUUUGCUUUUAUUGAUUUUCCUUCUGUGGGAGCAGCACGUGCGAUGAUGGAUAAAAUUGGAGAUGAUGGUCUUGUUGUGGAUGGCAGGAAGCUUUUCUUUGAGUACAGUAGCAAGCCAACUGGGGGGGCAGGUGGACCUUUUGGACAGGAGAACACAUUCAAAUCAGGUCAUAUUAACCAUAAAAGCAUGACAGUACCAUCAGACUGGAUGUGCAUCAUAUGUGGCUGUGUCAAUUUUGCCCGGCGUACAUCCUGCUUUCAGUGUAAUGAAGUCCGGACUGAUGAAUCUCCACCAGCAGAUAUAGCAUCAUCAAAUGCAACAUCACUAGGAAAGAAAGGAUCAGAGGCAGGUCCUAUCCAUGUUUUGGUUGUUCGAGGUUUGGAUGAAAAUGCUGAUGAGGAAAUGCUUCGUUAUGAAUUUUCUAAACAUGCUCCAAUCAAGGAUCUUCGACUUGUUCGAGAUAAAUUCACUCAUGUAUCAAGGGGAUUUGCAUUUGUACAUUUUCAUUCGGUAGAGGAUGCUACCAAAGCUCUUGAAGCAACAAAUGGAACAACUCUGGAGAAAAAUGGGCAGAUUUUACGGGUAGCUUAUGCAAAAAGCAUUCUGGGUCCUGGAUCAGGCACAACAGGAUCUUCACAAUCAAGCAGCCUUGCAGCAGCUGCAAUUGAGGCAGCUACAUUUGCUCAACAAUAUGAUGCUGUUGGAUGGGCGCCUAAAGAAUAUAAUCCAGAUGACAAACAGUCUACUGGUGGGCAGGAUCGAGGAAACGGUGACCCUGCAGGUCAAAAGGAUGGUUCAGCUCCACAGUCUGGUUUUGUGUGGGAUGAAGCAUCUGGCUAUUAUUAUGAUGCUGCUUCUGGGUUCUACUAUGAUGGAAACACAGGCCUGUAUUAUGAUGGUAACGGUGGAACAUGGUAUUCUUAUGAUCACUCAACUCAGCAGUAUGUCCCUUGCACUGAUCAGAAUGACACUAAGACAUCUGGAAAACAAUCUGAGUCUUCUAAGGCAUCAGAUAGUUCUAAUAGUAGAAAAGUAGUUAUCUCUGCACCAGCUGCUACCAUAACAUCGAAUGAGAAAGCUGCCUCACUGCCAGAUGCUGUCCAGGCUGCUGCUACAGCAGCAAUGGCUGCAGAAAAGAAAGAGAAAGAGAAGUUGAAAGAAAUAAAACUUGCUUCCAAGAGCAGCAUUCUGGCUAACAAAAAGAAAAUGAGUAAUGUACUGACAAUGUGGAAGCAGAGGAGUCAUGAAGGGCAAGCAACCCGCGUGGCUCUUGAUGACAACCAGCCAUCUGCUGCAGUUGAUGACAGACCCAAUUCUAUUGGGCCAUCCCCGAAAGGCAAGUUCAGAACUGAUGUGGUGACUACAAAGGAGCAUACAGCAGCCUCUGGAGGAUUUACUACAAGCACUUCUGCCCUGACUGUUGGUUUGGAGUCUCAGGUAAAGGCUAGGCCUGUGAGUAACAGCUUAGGAGGAACUGUGAUGGGAGUAAUCAGGGGAUCUGGAAGAGGUGUAGUGAAAUCAGAUACCUCAUAUCUGGGAUCAUCAGGGGGAGUUUCUACUUCUGCUCCUGCUGCAUACACUUCAGGUUCAUCUUCAUCAAUAAAUUCAGAUGCAACCUUGACAACCCCUUUCAGAACAGAUGCAUCUGCGUUGGGUUCUUAUACUCCACCUGUGGCUGCUGGGAGUGGCAAGAGGAGGUUUUCUGAAAUGCCUGUACAGUUGGCUUCUACUCAGAAGGAACAGCCUCAUACUACUUAUAGGGAUCGUGCGGCUGAGAGAAGGAGCUUGUAUGGUUCAUCAUCUUCUACUGGGGACAGUCUGUCUGACCUUGGGAUUGGGGACUCAACCCGUGACUCAGCUUUCAAAAAGGGUUCUCUAGAUUCAAUGCCUUUCCCCCCUGGUGUUGGGGGAGGGCGCGGGAUGGGAGAUGCUAAUGGAAAUGUUCAGAGUUAUGAGGUGAUUACAGCGGACAAAGCAAUUGAUGAAAGCAACGUAGGCAAUCGGAUGCUUCGUAGCAUGGGAUGGCAGGAAGGCUCGGGUUUAGGAAAAGAUGGGAGUGGCAUGGUAGAGCCGGUCCAGGCACAAGCCAUGGAUAGUAGAGCUGGACUUGGGAGUCAUCAGAAGAAGUUGGAUCCGGGUCUUGAGGUGCAGCCUGGGGAUAGUUAUAGAACUCUCAUUCAAAAGAAGGCACUGGCCAGGUUCCAAGAGAUGUCUUAAAGACUAUUAGUUGAAAGCGCACAGAGAGUAAGCAGGGUCAUAUUCUGGGAGGAAUCAAGGAAGAUUGGGCCUGAGAGCUUCAUAGUUUGGCAGCCAACAAGUGGUCUCUAGUGUAAAGAAAUGCUCAACUCAAUUGGGAAGUUGUUUGACUCAUUUUUCUGCUGUAAUUUGUAAAAAAAUACAAAUUAUUUAAAGCUUUAAAAUUUUGUUUAACUUGGCGUGGUCAGUUUGUCUCUCAAAAGCAUAUUUACCGA